AUGGCGGACACAUCUGUCAAUGGCGAUCGGCUCGUUGCCGAUGCCUCCAUGGACAUCGAUAUGGACAUUGACCUAGGCCCCGAGCCUGAGCUUGACCCCGGAGUCGAGCUGAUCCAAGCUGAUUCAGCUACACAAGCCGAGUCUAUUGACCAACUUGCCGAAGAGGCAAUCUACGAGAAAGUUCACGUGCGCGGCGUGGAUGAGAUGACCACCGAGAAUAUCAAGCAAUUCGCCCAUAGCCACUUCGACCAGGAAAUGCCGUCUCGCAUCGAGUGGAUCGACGAUACAUCCGCCAACAUCUUAUAUUCUUCUCCAGAGAUCGGCCUCAAAGCGCUCGCGGCCUUGACGCAAGUCGGCGAAGAGGGGGAGGAUGGGUCGGCCCUCCCACCUCUCCGUCUUCGGUCGGCGAGGCUCCUAUCCUCCCACCCAGAUUCAGUUCUACAGGUCAGAUCAGCCGUGAAAACCGAUCGCAAACAGGCACGCGCACACGAAAAGAGUCGAUUCUACCUCAUGCACCCCGAGCACGAUCCCCGCGAACGCCUGCGAGAGGAACUUUCAGACCGAAGACGCGGGGACGACGACGGUUACCGAAGACGCCGAUUCGACGACCGAGAACUGCGCCGGCGCAAGGACCGCGACCACGAUGAAAGCUUCAGUGCCAACAUGUACGAUGAUAACCCAGCGAGCUACUCCGACUCGGAACGCGACCGUGAUGAGAGUUCAUCUGGAAGACUUCGUAACCGCAGCGCCUCGCCGGGCCGAGACACUCUCGAUGAUACAGGCCGUGUCGAAACCAGCAAUGACCGCAGGCGGUUCCGCGAGCGGUCUCCCCGUGGAAGUAAAGGUCGAGAGCUCUUCCCAUCGGAUUCGGGUGCCCGUGAACUCUUCCCCAAUAAGCCUUCGUCAAGCUAUCUCAAGAAAGAGCUGUUCCCGAGCAAACCCAGCAACCAUCGCCGAUCUGAUGCUUUCGAUGCGGCAGAUGAGACACCGGAUAUUCUGGGUCGCAGGAUUACUGUUCCACCGAAUCGCAAUGUGGAGCUGUUCCCUGGCUCAGUGAAGGAGGACCAGGGGGCUGCAAUGAGAGGCGCACAGCAGGGCAUGUCUAUCAAGGGCCGAGGUGCAUCGCUUCGCGAGUUGUUCCCCGAUAAGUAUAACAAUAACAGCAAUGCUGGAAAGGAGCUGUUCACCGAACCCCUGGAGGGACGUGGAGGCCGUCGGCGGAAAGCAGAAGAUCUAUUUGGUUGA
Molecule: messenger RNA, 1245 nt
Organism: Penicillium manginii
Lineage: Eukaryota; Fungi; Ascomycota; Eurotiomycetes; Eurotiales; Aspergillaceae
Product: NCBP3 domain-containing protein
Exons: 3
Coding region: 1-1245 (414 amino acids)
Cellular component (GO): cytosol; nucleus
Molecular function (GO): RNA 7-methylguanosine cap binding; mRNA binding
Source: RefSeq, a predicted model, not a curated record